This is a messenger RNA of Pseudomassariella vexata, 528 nucleotides long. Its product is annotated as peptidase S24/S26A/S26B/S26C. Gene Ontology annotation, molecular function: serine-type endopeptidase activity. Lineage: Eukaryota; Fungi; Ascomycota; Sordariomycetes; Amphisphaeriales; Pseudomassariaceae. Gene Ontology annotation, cellular component: membrane; mitochondrial inner membrane peptidase complex. The record is from RefSeq and is a predicted model, not a curated record. The transcript is spliced from 2 exons. The coding region runs from base 1 to 528 and encodes 175 amino acids.
AUGGGUUUCACCAGCCGUUAUUAUGGCCACCCGUUCCGCGUCCUCUUCUCCAUCGGCAAGUCGGUCGCCUUUGCCCAUUUGAUAUGGAAUUACGGUGUGGCCUGGGGCUCCGGUUCCGGCGCCUCCAUGAUGCCCACCUUCCCGGUCCUCGGCAAGUCUGUCAUCAUCGACCGGCGGUGCCGCCGCGGUCGCAAUGUCCAGGUCGGCGACUGCGUUGUUUACAAUAUUCCCAUCGAGCCCGGCGAGGAGGGGAUCAAGCGCGUGCUUGGCAUGCCAGGCGACUAUGUUUUGAUGAACAGCCCUGAUUGUAAAAACCGCAAUCAUAUGAUCCAGGUCCCCGAAGGCCACUGCUACAUCAUGGGCGAUAAUCUGCCUUGGUCCAGGGAUAGCCGUGACUUCGGCCCCUUGCCUCUGGCCUUGAUAAAGGGGAAGGUCGUGGCAACAUCAUAUCUGAACGGGUGGAAUCCUCUGAAAUGGUGGUCCAAAUUCGACAAUGGGCUGAAACCUGUCGACACGACGUCAGAAUAA